UCGUUCGCCACCAGGACACUCGUAAACUCGGAGUACCGAAGACGCAACAAGUACUGUCAGAGUAGAUAAACCAAUCUCGGGCCAGAACGUACAACGUGAAAUAAUCUAGGUGCACUUGCAAACAUCAUGGGAUCGACUUUAGAUAUUCCUUUGCACGUCAAGUACAUCCAGUCCCUCGGCGAGAACAAAGAUGACCUCGUCUACCAUCUCACCGCGCACUUGCGUAUGAACGCGAUAUACUGGGGUCUGACCGCGCUCUGCGUUAUGAAGCAGAAGGAUGCGCUCAACAGAGACGAGAUGAUCGAGUUCGUCAUGAGCUGCUGGGACGACGAGGCAGGCGCGUUCGGCGCGCAUCCCGACCACGAUGCACACCUCCUGUCCACGCUAAGCGCGAUCCAAGUGUUGACGAUGCAGGACGCGCUAGAACGAGUGGACAUUCCUCGUGUCGUCAAGUACAUCCUAUCCCUCCAACAGCCUUCCGGGGUAUUCGCCGGAGAUGCCUUCGGCGAGGUAGACACCCGCUUUCUGUGCUGCGCAGUGCUCGCACUCUCUCUUCUCGGACACCUGCAUGAGCUGGACGUCGACAAAACGGUGGGAUAUAUCCGGCGCUGUAGGAACUUCGACGGCGGCUUUGGCGCCCGAGAAGGUGCAGAAAGCCACGCCGCGCAAGUGUUCGUGUGUGUCGCUGCCCUUGCCGUCCUGGAUCGGCUGGACGAGAUCGACCAGGACUCGCUUGGGUGGUGGCUUGCCGAGCGGCAACUCCCCAACGGCGGCUUGAAUGGUCGGCCAGAGAAGCUCGAAGACGUUUGCUACAGUUUCUGGGUGCUUUCUGCGAUGUCGAUUCUGAACAAGAUUCCAUGGAUCAACGCCGAAAAGCUGACGACAUUCAUCCUUUCUGCACAGGAUCUCGAGCAUGGUGGUAUUGCAGACAGGCCAGGAGAUCAGCCCGAUGUCUUCCACACAAAUUUCGGUGUCGCAGGCCUGUCUCUACUCGGAUACCCAGGACUGGACGAUCUGGAUCCCGUCUACUGCAUGCCGGCCAGUUUGAUUGAGUCGAAGGGGCUACGGAAGGGCUGGACGGCCCUUCCACGGAGAGAAACUGUUUGACAUGCACUCCAAUGACAACAACGUUAAUUCGCA
This is a messenger RNA of Trametes versicolor FP-101664 SS1, 1140 nucleotides long. Its product is annotated as rab geranylgeranyltransferase. The transcript has 8 exons. Gene Ontology annotation, molecular function: Rab geranylgeranyltransferase activity. Lineage: Eukaryota; Fungi; Basidiomycota; Agaricomycetes; Polyporales; Polyporaceae. Gene Ontology annotation, cellular component: Rab-protein geranylgeranyltransferase complex. Gene Ontology annotation, biological process: protein geranylgeranylation. Bases 127 to 1107 code for a protein of 326 amino acids. The record is from RefSeq and is a predicted model, not a curated record.